Molecule: messenger RNA, 2686 nt
Organism: Neocloeon triangulifer
Lineage: Eukaryota; Metazoa; Arthropoda; Insecta; Ephemeroptera; Baetidae
Product: myotubularin-related protein 10-B
Exons: 11
Coding region: 166-2187 (673 amino acids)
Source: RefSeq, a predicted model, not a curated record
AAGAAAAAGCAGAGGAGGGUCAUCAAAAAUUAUCUGGCAGGUGCAUCGCAAAUGUAAACACACGGAGCUUCAGUUUGCAGUUGCUGUUUUUAAUCAUUUAAGUUACUUUAAUUUGAACAUGUGACUUAAAUUUCUGUUCGUCAGUUUUCCUUCUCAGUUGGUAAAAUGACGCACAGCUUCAAAAGCUACAUCGACAUCAAGGAAAACCACUUCGGUGCCGAGAGUCUGGACACCAGUGGCGAUGAGUCUUACAUCGAACAGCGCCAACCGCGACUUCUCAAGGGCGAGGCUGUGACCGCAACUGAGGACAAUGUUCUUCAGUUUGUUUCACUGAGUGAACGAAAACACGGCAGGUCGGGCACUUUGUACGUGACUAACUUCAAACUAUCCUUCAUCCCAAGCGUCUCAACUAGAACAGACAACCCUGAAUGCCAGCACAGUAGCUUACUUGACGAAUUCGAUGUGAGUUUAUGCAACAUCGACUGCAUCUACCAUAUCACUCGAGAUAAAAAGAGGAAGCUGGUCGGAGGCCAAAAUGUUUCUAGUAAAAUCAAAGGACUUUUGGUUGUUUGCAAAAAUAUGCGAACACUCACAUUCAGCUUCAAGUUUGCCAAUGUGAAUAGUGGAAGGAGCAUUGCCAAUGCACUUCUGCAUUACGCUUUUCCUCGACGACACCACCUUUUAUUUGCUUAUGAUUAUAGAGAACCCUAUGUUAGAAGCAAUCAAAACAACACCCAAAUGUUUCAAGAUCAAUCAGAUUGGCUGGAUGAGUUGAAAAAGUCAAAUUGCAUUGGCUGGAGAAUUACGUCAUCAAACACAUCUUACAACUUAUCAGCAAAUUUGCCUUCCUUUUUUGUUGUUCCUGAGGGAGCCCUCGACUGGCAGCUGGAAACUGCCUCAAGACACUUCCGAGGUAAUCGACCGCCUGUGUGGUGCUGGGGCACUAACGAAGGUGCAGCCCUGGUGCGCAUGGCCGACAUGCUGCCUGGUAUCAAUGACAGGGUGCAGGAAAAUGUGAUGCUGGAGCAAGUUAGGAAGGCUCACCCUAAGAAAAGGCAACCACAUAUCAUGGACCUGCAGAAGUCCCUGCCCACACCGAGGGACUUGCAAAUAAGCUUUUGCAAACUCCGGGAUAUCUGCUCGCCAGAAUCGGCCAGUCGGUUCUGGAACCAGGAACCAGAUUUCUUUGGCCGGAUGGACUCCAGUAGGUGGUUGCAUUAUGUGUCUGGUUGUUUGUCGAUUGCUCAACAGGCUGCUCAGAUUUUGGCUUCCGGCGCAACUGUUGUCCUUCAAGAGGGCGAGGGACGUGACGCGUCAACAAUUGUAAGCAGCCUGGUUCAGUUGCUUUGCAACCCCUCAACUCGUUCCAUCGUAGGCUUCCAGUCCCUAAUUCAAAAGGAGUGGGUUGCACUGGGACACCCGUUUUGCUCUAGACUUGGCCUCAUUGCUGAAUCGGAGGUUGAUCAGUCGCCAAUGUUUCUGCUUUUCCUGGACUGUGUUUGGCAAAUUUUGAAUCAGUUUCCUGGCAAGUUUGAAUUCACCGAGACGUAUCUGACCACCUUGUGGGACGCUUGCCAUGUGGGAAUCUUCGACACUUUUAUUUUCAACUGUGAAAGAGAACGAGCUUGUGCAGCAACCGACACCCACAACCCUCUACAUUUGAGAUCGGUUUGGGACUGGGAGGAGCAGUAUGGCCCUGAAGAUGUUGCUCUCUUCCGCAACCCUCUGUACGCCCUCAAGUUGGAAAAACCACUAUCUACAAAACUGAGUGCUCUGCCCAUCAGCUGCGGCCUGUCCUCACUGGAGGUAUGGCAGCAGUGCUACUGCCGGUGGGUGCCCAUGCUGGAAAUGACAGGCGGGGGUCGCGUGCAGGUCAACUUCCAGGUCCGUCUGCUGGCAGAGGAGAUCGUCGAACUGCAGAGGAAGGUCGAGAUCUGCCGCAAAGGCGGGCAUCCCGACCGGGUGGCGCCCUUUGACUUUUCCGAGGAAUUUUCUUUUGCCUGUGAUAGCGCGCUGCUGCGCAGCCGUUUGCAGAACAACCCAAGCUCCUUCUUCCCCUUCAUGAGCCACUCGGCCUGUGUCGGCGAGAUUUUGCUCAACACGAGCAUACUUGGCGAUGAGGAUGAGUCGGACGAUCGCGACGCUGGUCUCAACGAGUCCACCUAUAGCCUAAGCACAGCCGUGUAAGCCACUUUUGAUUUCUCUCUUGCACUAUAGACAAUAAUCAAUUAUCUCUCCAACUCUCAAAAGUCUCAAAUUGAUAGUUUAGGCGUUGAACGUUUGUUCUAUAUUUAAAGAAAAAUUAGCUUCCACUGUAAAUUGGAACUUAAUUGUAAGUUAUUCACAGGUUAUUUAAGACUGCUGAAGUUUUGUAGUCAGUUGAAAAGUUAUAUAAAAUAAUUUAUUAUUUCCGUCAUCUCAGCGUCAUUCACGUUUAAGGGAAUAUCGAAAGUAAAAGCAUAAUUCAAGCGUAGAUUCAAAGCAUGUGGCUAAGUAAGGAUUUUGCAGCAAACAUCACAAACACUUUAAUUUUAUAUUAUCGUUCACUUUUCAUCUGGUUAUUGUUGAAGUUUUUAACUAUUUAUGAGAAAUUAGCAUUAGAUAAUGAAGACAAUAUUUUAACUCUUAUAAAAAUACAUGAAUUUGAGAAAGUCAAAAAGAUUUUUAUCCAGAAUCAUGAUAUUUA